Messenger RNA from Actinia tenebrosa (Australian red waratah sea anemone), 915 nucleotides. RefSeq lists its product as uncharacterized. Lineage: Eukaryota; Metazoa; Cnidaria; Anthozoa; Actiniaria; Actiniidae. The record is from RefSeq and is a predicted model, not a curated record.
UUCGUUUAUCUGAUCGUUAUUAUAAUGUUCAUCACGAUAUAUAAAGGCUAAACGUUAGCCAAACCGCAGUCUCACCUUCCGAACCAAACUGACAACACAAAACUUCCCACCGUCAAGAGACUACAGCUGCCUCACAGUUCGAAUUUAUACUAUAAAUUACCAAGGAAUCGAAGAUGGUGGCCCAAAGUACCGUAGCUUAUGUGGUUGGCUUUGCGUUUUUGAUCGUGAGUCUUCAGAUUACGACUACUUCUGCGAGAGAUCCUGGAAACCCCAAACCCAGAAUUAAGAUCGGUCCAUUGUCUCAAAUUCAAAAGUCCUUAAAAAUCCAAGCUCAGCAGGGACCCUUUAAAGGCAUGAAGUGUUGUGUCACGCAAUCCUAUCCUUGCCUCAAGGACACUGAUUGUUGUUCUAGUGUGUGUCGGCAUACCAGUCAGAUAGGUAUCAAAAUCUGUGAAUAAAACACCCAAGAUAUUGUGAACUGGAGAAAAACUUCACUGCGCAUGUACUACAGCAAACCUGCUGCUGGCCACUUGAGGCUUAAGACAUUCUUUAGUUUUCAAGCCACGCGAUAGCUAGCUUAGUUAGAGUUUUAAAUCAGUGUAAGAGUUUAGGCAGUAUCGUUCCUAAGUCAGUAUACAGGAGCAUAUCCAAGAUCGCAGAUUUUCCUUUUAUCCCUCUCAGUAGCAGUUCGAUUGUGAGUUUUUUUAGGGGGAGGGGGGCUAAUUUGUUGAAAUUGGUUGGUAUCGAACCCGGCCUCCUCCCCCUGGGGAUAUCCUGAAUACGCUCCUGGUAUACAUCUUACUAGAACAAUUAUGAGAACAAGAAUGAUAGUUUGAAAGCAUGUCAUGUCAUGUUGGAUGUCACUAGGCUUUACUCAAUAAAUUAACGAGAAUAAAUCAAUUAUUUUUGAUCCGG